Molecule: messenger RNA, 3768 nt
Organism: Taeniopygia guttata (zebra finch)
Lineage: Eukaryota; Metazoa; Chordata; Aves; Passeriformes; Estrildidae
Source: RefSeq, a predicted model, not a curated record
GGGUGGGGGUGUACAGGAACUGAUGAUCACAGCUUAUUCUCCAUGGAUACCUCCACACCAGGAACCACAUUUAGCUUCCUGCUGUUUAGAACUGUGUCUUUAGCCCCAGAGGCUGGAAAUUACACUCUGUGGUUUUUUACUCCACUUCCCUUGUCAAUGCCAGUAAAAAGAAGCCAAAUCCAAGGGAGAGCAUGUGUCUGGCUAGCUGUCUGCACUGCAUGCCCUGGCAGGACAAGGCUCCUAUGUGGUGGAGAGUGGCUGCAUCUGCAAGUCUUUGCUGUCCUGGUUGCCUUGCUGGGAUCUGUUUUCAGUUGCUGCUGAGACAAACUCCCCAGUCAAAUUAUUGAUGCUUUUCAAGUCCAAGGCAGCAAGGUUUCCUGUAAGCGCAGUUGUACAUUGCAUUUGCAUGAGUCGCCUUUUUGGUUGUCUCGAAACCUCCAUAGACAGAAUUCUGUCAUUAAUUUUACUCUUCUAUUCAAUGGUAAUUUGUACAUUGUGCCUAUCCAGCACAAGCCAGGGAGUGAUGAUGUUGGUACUGUGCUGAAGGACAUUCAAAGUGUGGGCAAAUCCAUUGUUUUGCUCUGAGAUGAACCAAAUGUCAAGGGCUGAUCCUUUGCUAAGCUGGGAUACGUGCUGGGUAAUCAUCCUUCCUCAGUAACAAAUACAAAUUCUGGAGUCUUGUGAGUUGGGUCUGCUUGAGUGCCAGUAUUGCUGUAGGAAAGUAAUUUUUAAAGGUGCUUUUUUCACUCAUGCUCUGAGUUUGUGAAGGGUUUUUUCUGUGCAAUCUCCAGUGAUAUGGUACCCAGCCCUGAUGAAAGAUUUAACCUUUGGACUUCCCCCUCCUUUGCCAGGACGUAGAGCCUGGCAGCCUUCAGCAAAUCCCCGUGCUCGGUGGUGACAUGUUGAACAAAAAGGUGUGCCCAGAGAUCUUACAGGUCACUCUCCCUAGGCUUGGUUGGAAUCCUGGAGCUCUGACACUCCAGAUCCAAGCCAGCAGACAUCUGUGUAUGUCUCUGUGUUGAUGUGUCUGUGCCAGCCUUUUUGGUGAGUCAAGACUCUGUUUCUAAGCUGAGAUGUUACUAAAUUAGAGGGACUGGGUGACGUGGUCAAGCUGCAGCGCAAGAAAUUCAGAUUGGACAAUAGGAAAAACUUCCUUCUUCUACCCUCUUAGAAAAGGGGUAAAUCUCCUUUCUUUGAGAUUUCCAAAGCUUGCCUAGAAAAAGCCACAGCUAAACUGAGGUGCUCAAACAGCAGGGUGGAUGAGCUCUCCCGUUCCCUGCCUUCCAAAAGUCCUUUAAGUCUGCAAAGUCAGAGCACUGGAACCUCUGCCUUCUUUUUCUCUUCAAAAGAAAGAUAAUCCUUAACCAGACUUCCAGGCUUCAAUGAGUAAGAAAACAAAUAAAUAAAACCCCAAGCAAAUAAGCAAGCAGACAAACAAAACCCUAAGUAAACAAGCAACUAAACAACAAAACUCCCAAAGGCCAAAUGAAUCUUAUUUAUUUCAUUUCCCAAUUGGCAGUCAGCCUCAUGAUUUGUGUGGAUUUAAUACUUUUUUUUUUUUUAAGUUUUUGACCUUGGCUGGUAAUCUGUAGUUUGAGUGGAGUCACAUGUGAAUGUUUGCUAGCUCAGAAUUACUAUAAAUUUACAGCACCUGGAAAGGAGGGAAAAUGGCUCAGGAAAAGGUGAUGAAAGGGGCUCUGACUACAUGCAAGAGUUUGAUUUGUUCCAGGAUCUGUAUAAACCUACUGGAAUUGGAAAUAGCUGUUCUGCUGUAAGCUUCACUUGCAACCUCCAAAAAUAAAAGCAAAGUGCCUUUCAUGAAGAGUUAAACCAGUCAUCUCUCCUGAGCCACCAGGGGCAGUAAAAGUGAAGGAAGUGAAGUAGUUAAAAGAGUUGAAGAGCUUAUCACAUGCUCUUGUUUGGGGCAAUUUUCACUUUCUCUUCGCUGGGACACUCCAGCUGAUUUUUGUUGUGAUGGCACUUGGAGCAGCGAUCCUGAAGAACCAGAUUUGCGGUUUUGAUGCACAGUUACCUUUGAUCCUGCCUAGCAAGUGAGCAAAGGGAAGAGGAAAAAAAAGAAAGAAAGAAAGAAACAUUAAAUCCGUGGCAUGCUGGCUCAGCACCUUUCACACUCCUGUCCUGCAGCCAGCCAUUCUGUGAGCACUAUGAAUGCAAAAACCAGCUCUGCAGGUGAGGAAGAAACCUCAGGAAUGAGCAAUGAGACCCUGGGAGAGAGUGGGUGCUGGGGAGAGGCCAAAAGGCGACAAGUGAUCCGUGUUGCCUACGUGAUUGCAGCCCUGGACCUGACCUUUCUCUUCAUGCAGAUUGGAGUCAUGCCUUACUUGGCAAAGAGCCUAGGUUUGGAUUCAGUGGGGUUUGGCUAUCUCCAGACCAUCUUUGGUGUCCUCCAGCUUGUGGGAAGUUACAUUUUUGGAAGGUUUGCAGAUCAAUUUGGUGCCCGAGCUGCUCUAAUUCUCUCCUGUGCAUCUGGAAGCAUCUUCUUCCUGCUUAUGUCCCUCUCCACCAAUAUCCCCCUCCUCUUCCUCUCCAGGCUGCCAGGAGUGUUCAUGCAUGGGAUGCCAGGUGCUCAGAAGGUUAUUACAGAUAUGACCACUCCUUCCCAGCGUGCUGGUGCUUUGGGGAAGCUGGGCUUUUGCUUUGGAGUGGGCAUCGUUGCUGGCUCUGUCGUGGGAGGUGUUCUGUCCACCAAAUUUGGUGUUUAUGUUCCUACAUAUGUUGGGUUGGUGGGAAGUCUCAUCAACACCUUCAUAGCAAUGGCUUGGAUCCCUUCUCAGACUAAACCAAAGUCAGACCAUCAUGUGACAGAGCACAGCACAUCACAGUCUGGCAGCUUGUUUAGCAUCAGAGAAAUCCUGCACCUGAUGAAGUUUCCAGGCGUAAUGGAAGUGUUCAUAGUCAAGGUCUUUGCUGGACUUCCCAUAGGUUUGUUCAUGAUUAUGUUUUCCAUCAUCUCUAUGGAUUUCUUUGGGUUGGAAGCAGUGGAGUCUGGAUAUCUGAUGUCAUAUUUUGGUGUCCUUCAAAUGGUUGUCCAGGGUUUGCUGGUUGAGAAACUUGCAAGUCACUGCUCAGAGAUGACCCUGCUCAGACUCAGCGUCUUCAUCUUUGCUGGCGUGGGCCUAGGCAUGGCCCUGAUGAGGACGGUGUGGCACUACUGCAUCAUUGUGGUGCCGAUGGUGUUUGCCUUCAACAUGCUGGCCACCAUCACCGACAGCAUGCUCACCAAGGCUGUGCCCUCCUCCAGCACUGGCAGGAAGAGAAAAUUCAGCCCUACACGCACGUGCUGCUCAGCUGGACACAUGAGCUGGUGGGAGGGCAGCCCGGAGUCCCAGAGGGGGACUUGCAUUCACACAAGCACUCCUUGUCCACCCUGGUCCUUCCCCAAGAAUGGAGGUCUUGUUCCUGCACAGAUCCCCCCCAUUCCUGAGGGAGGGAGGCAGGAAGCCCAGCAGAGCCUCCGUGCCAUGCUUGGGAUUUGCGCCUCAGUGCAGCCCUUGACCCGGACGGUGGGUCCAACCAUUGGUGGGGUUUUAUAUAAACAAUUUGGAGUCUCCUCCUUUGGCUAUUUACAGCUAAUGGUCAAUUUAAGUUUGUUUGUUUACCUCUUGAAGAGUAAAAUCCCACUGAAGAGAUGAAAAUCCAAUAAUACACUAGCAAGAAAGUAAUCCCCUUAUUUUUCCCACAAAAAUAAAUUCUUGAGGGCUUUUUUUUUUGAUUCUGUAAGCCUAGAAUAAAACAAUUUGAACAAUC